CACAACAGAAAAGCAAGCUGUUCCAGCACAGACAUGGCACCCCAUUCAGCCACACUCGCCUCCUUUGACCAUCUUCACUUCAGCGAUAAGGAAAGAAUAAAGCUGAGGAAGCGGAUAGUUGAAAAAGAUGCGUCGGGAUCGAAUCACACCUCAUCGAUCAGCUGAAAAGUCUCCUUGAGAAAAAGUGUCCAGAGUCACGACCCCAGCACCAAACUGGAGAAGGCGGACAUCUGGAAAUGAACAGUCAGCUUCCUGAAAGCAGCAGAUUCAAGCAACAGCAGCAGGAUCCCUCAGAGAGACUACAAUGAAGGCUAUUCUCACUGCUGGAGAGACUCUGUCCACUUCCUCUCGCUUCACUCCAACGCUGGAGAGCUCCAGCAUCUGCACAGUGGUCCAAAAAACCAGCUCAAGCUGGGCUCCACUCCAACGGUCUGCUCUAAACUGAACAACUGCUUACAGCAGCCAGACGGCGGGAGGUCCGUCUGGAGACCCUGGUAGAGAUCCUGUGGACUGACAAC
Molecule: messenger RNA, 518 nt
Organism: Danio aesculapii
Lineage: Eukaryota; Metazoa; Chordata; Actinopteri; Cypriniformes; Danionidae
Gene: her12
Product: hairy-related 12
Source: RefSeq, a predicted model, not a curated record